Messenger RNA from Striga asiatica, 1527 nucleotides. Lineage: Eukaryota; Viridiplantae; Streptophyta; Magnoliopsida; Lamiales; Orobanchaceae. The record is from the annotation of a GenBank genome assembly.
AUGAGUUUCAGAGAGGAGGGAGAAAAUGAGAGGUCGGAUCUGAGGAAGCCAUUUCUGCACACUGGUAGUUGGUACCGAAUGGGCAUGGGCUCGAGACAAUCUAGUUUGAUGGGUUCGUCUCAAGCUAUUAGGGAUAGCUCAAUCUCAGUCCUAGCUUGUGUUUUGAUUGUGUCUUUGGGUCCAAUCCAGUUUGGCUUCACUGACACUUCAUUCCUUUACAUGGGAAGGUUGCUGGAAGGAUUUGGUGUGGGUAUAAUCUCUUACACGGUGCCUGUAUACAUAGCCGAGAUAGCGCCACAAAAUCUAAGGGGUGGACUAGGCUCAGUCAACCAGCUCUCUGUGACUAUCGGGAUCAUGCUAUCUUAUCUUCUGGGACUUUUUGUUGAUUGGAGAUUGCUGGCAGUUCUCGGAAUAUUACCUUGUUUGAUACUGAUACCUGGACUCUUCUUCAUCCCAGAAUCUCCCAGGUGGCUGGCAAAAAUGGGGAUGACUGAAGAUUUUGAAGCGUCUCUUCAAGUUCUUCGGGGUUUUGAGACUGAUAUUACCUUCGAAGUAAAUGAAAUUAAGACCAUUCUUCAGCAGUGGCCAAACUCACAUUUUAGGAGCCAAAACUUUUGUUUUACAGAGAUCUGUGGCCUCGACAAGCCGAAGAACGGCAAUCCGGUUCGCGGAUUUCAAAUCGAGAAGAUAUUGGCUACCACUAAUGUUAUUGUUGCAAUGAUUGGAAUUGGGCUACUUAUUUUGCAACAGCUAUCUGGAAUUAAUGGCGUUAUCUUUUAUUCCAACAAUAUAUUCGAAUCUGCUGGGAUCACAUCAAGCCAUGCUGCAACAGUAGGAGUUGGCACCAUUCAGGUCAUUGCUACUGCAGUAGCUACAUGGUUGGUAGACAAAACGGGGCGUAGGAUUUUAUUGAUCGUUUCUUCUUCGGGAAUGGCUGUCAGUCUCUUACUAGUUGCAGUGUCAUUCUUUGCAAAGGGUUUCGUGGCCGUGGAAUCUAAGCUAUUUGGCAUCUUGGGAAUCCUUUCUGUUGUAGGGGUUGUGUUGAUGAUCGUCUUUUUUUCGCUUGGAAUGGGGCCCAUCCCAUGGCUCAUAAUGUCUGAGAUACUCCCGAUUAAGAUAAAAGGGCUAGCUGGAAGUGUUGCGACUUUAUUCAACUGGUCCUGCUCGUGGGUUAUUACUAUGACUGCACCAUUGCUACUCACUUGGAGUAGUGGAGGAACUUUCGCUCUUUACUCUGUCAUGUGCAUAUUGACUGCGGCAUUUGUGACGAUAUGGCUUCCAGAGACGAAAGGAAGAACAUUAGAGGAAAUCCAAUCCUCCUUCAGAUGAGAGUAGUUCUAAAUUGUUUUAUUAGUCACUUCUUUUUAAAAUUCCUUAUGCACAUUUGUAUGUGUAAAUAUAACGUAAAACUUUCUGGGGAAUUUAAUGCAUUUAUUCAUUUAUUUAUUUUUGUUCGCAUUAGCUUAAUUAACUUGUUAAUUUGAUGUACAGGGUGGGUGCUGACAUUUUGGGGGAGAGAAAAUAGGC